ACAAAGCUAUUGAUUGUAACACAUCCUUGUAAUCUCUUCCUACGUCCACAAAAUCAAAAUCUAUUUCUUGUUUUUGUGUCUGUAUUUACAAAGAAGAUAGGUUUGGAAGAAAGAAACGCAGAAGAAAAAUGGCAGCAACAUUUGCAACACCAUCGACGGUGGUAGGUCUCGGAGGAUCAUCUGUUUCUCCUAUCAACACCAAAGCCCUCUCUUCAUCCUUUCUAAAGCCAACAACAAGAGCAAAGAACCCUCUGAGAGUCGCCGGAGCAUCCGGAGGAAGAUUCACUUGCUUUGAGAGCAACUGGUUGAGGAGAGAUUUGAACGUGGUGGGGUUUGGACUGAUCGGAUGGUUAGCUCCCUCUAGUAUUCCGGCGAUAAAUGGGAAGAGCCUGACGGGUCUCUUCUUCGAGAGCAUAGGAACUGAGCUCGCUCACUUCCCAACUCCUCCAGCUCUCACAUCACAGUUCUGGUUGUGGUUGGUUACAUGGCACUUAGGCCUCUUCAUCUGCCUCACCUUCGGACAAAUCGGAUUUAAGGGCAGGACCGAGGAUUACUUCCAGAAAUAAAUCAUUCCUCUUGUUCCAUUUGUACCAUAUCUUUCUUUGUGCUAUAUUUUGAUGUUUCAUUCAGUGUCGACAAGUGUUUCUUAAUGAUCUUGAUUAUAAGAUUGUCGAAGCUUGGUGAUAUGAUUGGAUAAACUCAUCAAUAUUUCAAACUC
Molecule: messenger RNA, 718 nt
Organism: Brassica oleracea var. oleracea
Lineage: Eukaryota; Viridiplantae; Streptophyta; Magnoliopsida; Brassicales; Brassicaceae
Product: photosystem I subunit O
Exons: 3
Coding region: 129-566 (145 amino acids)
Source: RefSeq, a predicted model, not a curated record